Cucurbita pepo subsp. pepo (vegetable marrow) is the source of this 2511-nucleotide messenger RNA. The record is from RefSeq and is a predicted model, not a curated record. Lineage: Eukaryota; Viridiplantae; Streptophyta; Magnoliopsida; Cucurbitales; Cucurbitaceae.
UUCCCCUCUCUCUAACUGAUGUGGGAUCUCACAUAUCCUAGAUUGGCCAUUUGGAAUCCUUUGGAAUUCCAAAGAAGCAAAUCUGGGGCGGUGAAGAUGAAAACAAUCUUCCCAACAUGUCAGAAGUCCCAACAUGAGUUAGACAACAAAGGAAUUUUCUCAUUGUUCAACCAAGUUGUUCUAAAAAAAGUAUAUAUAUUCUCUUGGUUGGAACAUUUUGAAGUUGUUACCACAGACCGAGAGAACUAAGGGAGGUCAGAUUUUAUCCCAAGAUUCCAAUGCUGAGCGUAAUAUUAAGACAGCCAUAUCUUUCCAAAGCUAGUGUUGGAAAAUCAGUAUAAAAAAGCACAUACCUUGUCAUGAGCACAGCACUGGUUGUCUUUUCAUCUGAAUAUCUGCAUUCAUUUGCAUACCUUUUCAUCAGCAUGCUGCUUCACCAUGUGAGCAGAAGAGAGCUUCCAUGCGUUUCAAUUGCUUUCCAUAUUUUUGCCUGAAGAUUUCAUAUCUUGCUUCUCUGCGCCAUUUGGAGAAAGAGAGAGACAAGUGGCUGAUUGCUAUAUAAAAAGACUAAGAACUUGAUCAGAUAAAAACAAAAACUAAAUUAUGGCUAAUGAGCUUGGUUUGGUGAUAAAAAAGAACCAGUGGAAGAUGCCUAUGAGUGUCUUCUUCAAGGAUGCAAGACUUGUUUUCAAGUGGGAUGAUCUUGGAAAAGAGAUACUAGGAAUUGCAUUUCCAGCUGCUCUAGCUGUUGCUGCUGAUCCAAUUGCUUCUCUUAUCGACACCAUUUUCGUCGGUCAUAUUGGAGCUGUUGAACUUGCAGCCGUUGGAGUGUCUGUUGCGAUAUUCAAUCAAGCUUCAAGGAUCACCAUAUUCCCAUUGGUGAGCAUAACAACAUCAUUUGUUGCUGAGGAAGACACUAUUGGAAAAACAGCCAUAAAACCAGUGAAAGGUGAGACAGAGAAGCAUUUGACAGAGAAUGGCCGAAAGAGAGAACUUACAUCACAGGAUGAAACCAAGAAGGAAAACAUGUUGGAAAAGAGUAGUUCUGCUUCACUUAUAACUAAAGAAACGAGAAAUUCGACACCUGGAAAUGGCACCAUUCAUGAUUUGGAAAAGAAUCCAAACAUGUUGGAAAAGAAGUCCUGGGAAGAACAUGAUGGAAAAAGAGAAUCUGUACAAGAAAAUGCCACACUUGAGAACUCUGAAAAAGAUUUGAGCACAAAGAAGAGUCAACCUCCUACUGUCAAGCCCAAGAAUAAAGAGAAGAAGCACAUUGCUUCAGCAUCCACAGCACUGAUCUUUGGGACAGUUUUGGGCCUCCUGCAAGCAGUUUUCCUUGCAUUUGGAGCUAAAUUCCUAUUAAAUGUAAUGGGAGUGAAGCAAGGCUCUCCAAUGCUAGCUCCUGCAAUGAAAUACUUGGUGUUAAGGUCACUUGGUGCUCCUGCUGUUCUUCUUUCUCUGGCCAUGCAGGGGAUCUUCAGAGGGGUUAAGGACACAAGAACUCCUCUCUAUGUUAUUGUUUUGGGGUACACAACAAAUAUCAUUUUGGAUCCAAUAUUGAUAUUUGUGUGCCAUUUGGGAGUGAAGGGUGCAGCCAUAGCACAUGUUCUUUCUCAGUACUUAAUUGUGUUGGUUCUAGCUUGGAGAUUAAUGCAAAAAGUGGAUCUCUUACCUCCUAGCCUUAGAGAAUUGCAGCUCGGUCGAUUUCUCAAAAAUGGUAGUCUGCUGUUGGCAAGAGUUAUAGCUGUGACCUUCUGCGUGACACUUGCUGCAUCCAUGGCUGCUCGGCUAGGUCCAACGCCGAUGGCUGCCUUCCAGACUUGCUUACAAGUCUGGAUGACGUCCUCCCUCCUCGCUGAUGGGCUUGCUGUUGCCGGACAGGCGAUCCUAGCCUGUGCAUUUGCAGAGAAAGACUACGACAAGACAACGGCUACAGCCACAAGAGUGCUACAGAUGAGCUUCGUUCUCGGCGUUGGACUUGCUGUGAUUGUUGCAGUGAUUAUGUACUUCGGAGCUGGAAUCUUUUCCGGAGAUGUAACUGUGCAAGCCCUCAUCCACGUCGGAGUGCCGUUUGUAGCCGCUACACAGCCAAUGAACUCCUUAGCAUUCGUAUUUGACGGAGUCAACUUUGGAGCUUCUGAUUUUGCUUACUCGGCCUACUCUUUGACUUUGGUUUCUAUUGCUACUAUUCUCUCUCUCUUCCUUCUCUCCAAAAGCUAUGGCUUCCUCGGGAUUUGGACUGCUUUGGCCAUCUACAUGGCCCUUCGUACUCUCGUAGGAUUGUUGAGGAUGGGAAGUGGAACAGGACCGUGGCGUUACCUAAGAGGGUCGUUGUUGCCUUAAUUAUGUUCUUACAUCAUAAAAGAAAGUUCGAUCGGCGAAGCUUUAUAAUAGCGAUAAUCUUAUCGGGUUUUUUUUUAAAAUGUUGUUAUUAUUAUUAUUAUUGUUAUUUUCUAUAGUCCAAAGUUGGGAAAGAGCUUCUUUCAUACAACAUAUGUUAUUGUUAUAGAA